Messenger RNA from Aspergillus versicolor CBS 583.65, 1514 nucleotides. RefSeq lists its product as uncharacterized. NCBI's taxonomy places the organism in Eukaryota, Fungi, Ascomycota, Eurotiomycetes, Eurotiales, Aspergillaceae. Bases 476 to 1222 code for a protein of 248 amino acids. The transcript is spliced from 2 exons. The record is from RefSeq and is a predicted model, not a curated record.
CACCCACCCAGAUCGCUAAGCGCCCUGAGGUACGAGAUUAGAAACAGCCCUGCAAGCCGUCAGCCUGGAUACUUGUCCUCCUCCGGGCAACGAUCGCUACUGGAUAUCGACAAUGAGGGGUGAAGAAGGCGGCUACAGGACUCCUAUCAGUGGCUUUCCGCACGAAAUGCCCCCAGUCUGGUGUUUGCUGAAGAUGAAUCGGCAAUCUUUUGGAAACCAGCGCUUGGACCAGAGGUUAUUAGCUGCCCUCCAUGAGGACUGUGGAUCAGAUACUUAAUGCUCAUUGUUGUGCUCUUUUUUUUUUGUCGUUUCUGCAGCAGCUUAAUAUUUCGUUCCUUCUGACGUACGAUCUCUCCCCUCUUUUCGUUCUUUACACCUCUACUUCUUGUCUUCUGGAAAGACUUCUUUUCUUCAUCGCCUCUCUUUUCAUAGUGCUGUUGAUCGGACUGCCUUAUACUUACUUAUUACUGUCAACAUGGCCUCUGCACCGUCGCUAGCAGGAUCUUACCACGCAUCAUGUGCAUCUAAUGAGGAAGAGUCGAGCUUCCUCAAGCGAAUCCGCCUCCUCCACUGGGUCCGACUCGGACUUUCAUUCCUUGCCCUGGGAAUUUCCAUCUCUAUCAUCGCUUGUGAAGCGGUGCCUUACCUCCAUUACCGACACACAUCCUCCUUUGAGAGCGUCGGGCUAUACCUAUGGCCCUUGAACUUUGACUUGCGCCCGACAAUCGCAAUCCUCGCAUGCGGCUGCGUUAUUGCAUUUCUGAGCUUGGUUUUUAUCGUUGUAGCUCUCCUACCAUCACCACACUCCCACAUCAGACGCGUCAACCUGGCCGCAGUAACAACAUCCGCAGCGGGCUUCAUCGCCUCCCUCGUCGGUCUAGUCUUCGCCAUCUACCUUCCAGGCUCCUCAUACCCGGUAGACUUCGACGGCGUCGAGACCCUCCACUCCUGGACCUGUAAGUGGAAGGUCUCUCACAACCUCCCUUUAGGGUUCUCCGACGCCGCAAACGAGACAGUCUCGCCGGCGCCGGCGAACUUUGCUCGAGAUUGCUCUGCCACGUAUGCGGCGUUUGUUCUGCUUGGAUUCCUCAUAGGGCUUGAGGUUAUCAUGGGCGUUGCUGCAGGCGUGGGAACUUGGCUUGAGUUGAGUGUUGCGAGGCAGCGUGCGAAUGAUCAGUAUCAGCUUGAGAAGGUUGAGACGACGUUUAAGUAUUCGAGGUGAAAAAAAGGGAAAGAAAGAACAGCUACUGGACGCGUUGAUGGCUUCAUCUAGCUUGGUCCGGGUGAUCAAGCACCUAGCCCUGCUUCGGCUUGUUGGGUUUGAUUUGGGUUCGGGUUGGCGAUAUGGGUAUUGUAUAUAAGUAUUUGUCUUCAUAGUCUUUGAUUAUAUCGUGGGUGGAUAUGCAGUAAUAUAUGAAAUAUGUUCACGAAAACUAUGCAUACUCAUUUCGAGGGACAACUCUAUACAAACAAUGAUGCCCUAAUUCUUAAUCAAUGCCCAGGUUUGCGGUCAC